AUCGCCAAAUUCGCCUCGGUUUGCUUCCCUACUUCCUUUUUGCCGUUCCCAGCAGGAGAGUAGAGGAACUCCAACUGAUGCAUUUUGAAUUUCGAAGCGUUUCAACCGACUUCUGAUUUUUUUAAAAAUAUAAAUUAUGCUGCAACCGUGAUUUGGGCUUAUUCUUGCAGCCUAAAAAACAUAAAAACAUCCAUUGAAGUAGACGGACCAGCGACCCUGCCAGUUCUUACGUGUUGGUCAGAUUACUCUGUGGUUGCGUGUUUCUUAGAUGAAGGCAAUCGCCAACUGUCCCAUUUUUUUUCUGUCUGGAUGCUUCUCCACCUCCCUGAAUUUGAUGGUUUCGGGACCGCCUCUUUGCCUCGGCCUGCUGGACAAGGGUCUCUUCAAAAUGGGAGAGACCAUUAGCUGCAUAAGAUAAAGGUUCUUCCUUUUGCAGCACUUGCUCCUGCCCAGAAUUUGGCCACCCUAUCCUAUGCCAAAGGAAAGAAAUCACUUGUGACAGCAGGGGUGGCAACUGGCAGAAGAUCCUUCAAAUCCUAAUAGAGACUUUCCUUGAAUUUAAAAUGGAGGCAGAAGAAUCGGUUGGUCUUGACCCAGCAAAACGUCCUGAUGCAGCGGAAGCUAAGGGUGCUGGGGAGUACUGGGAGAAAGGGGCGAGGACGUUCCUUGGUGAGGACAACACCAGUUUGGACAUUCAGCGCCAGCACUUUAGACAGCUCCCCUACCAGGAGGCUGAAGGGCCCCGGAAAGUAUGCAGGCGGCUGCAUGAUCUGUGUCACCAGUGGCUGAAGCCAGAGCAACAUACAAAGGCUCAGAUGCUGGAUAUGGUGAUCCUGGAGCAGUUCCUCAACAUCCUUCCCCUGGAAUUAGGGCGUUGGGUGAGAGAAUGUGAGCCAGAAACCAGUUCCCAAGCAGUGGCCCUGGCUGAAGGCUUCCUCCUGAGCCUGGCAGAAGACCAGAAGCAGAGAGAUCAGGGUCUGUUAGCAGGGGCAGCUCUUCAUUUCCAUGCAGUGGACAAUGCUCCAGAGGAGGCAAGAAAUCAAACAAGCUCGGGUAGCAGCAAGGUGUUUGGUGAUCUCAAUGGAGAUGGCGGGAAAUCUUUGGCCUCACCCGCUCCAUUAUCUGCUCCUAGUGAUGAAUUAGAAGUAACCUCUGUGAGGUCAGAUAAGGUUCCGGUGACCUUUGAGGACGUGGCUGUGUGUUUCACAGAGGAGGAGUGGGUGCUGCUGGAUCCAGGCCAGAGAACCCUGCAGUGGGAGGUCAUGCUGGAGAAUUAUAUGAAUCUGAACUAUCCCGCUGAUGAUGCCUUGGACGAUGAGGAAAAAGAAGAAUCAUGCAGAGUGUCCUUAAAGAAAGCUAGAGAUGUUGAGAGAACAGAGCAAAGUGAAGCAACAGAGACCGAAGCCGCACGGAAGAUGAGAAAAGAAUCCUUUUCUUCUGAAGGGGACGAUGACAUCCAGGAUGGCUUGAUUCAGGAGGAAAUAAAUGAUGGUGAUAUGUCCUUUGCAUCUGGAAACACUGACCUCCAAGAAGAAGCGAUGCUUGAAAGCAUCAGCCUGGAAGAAGAGACAAAUAAGUGCCGCAUGUGCGGGCAGAGCUCCUGUCAAAAAGCAUGCCAGAGGGCAUCGAAACGGAUUCCCCAGGGACUGAAACUGUACCAGUCCUCGUUCUGUGGAAGGACGUUCGGUAACAGCCAGAGUCACUCAAACCACUUAAAAUGGCACACGGGAGACAAACCAUAUGAGUGUGCCAUGUGUGGAAGGAAAUUCACGUCAAGUUUAGACCUCUGGUUCCAUCAGAGACGUUACAUAUAUUCCGACCAUAUGUACGCUCGGGGGGCGGAAGAGCCUUCCGGCGCCUCACAAACACUGGCUGUGAUGACAGAACCCUCCUCCCCCUUGAGCUUCUGUGAUGAACAGGCAGGAAUGAUGUCACCUUUUGGCAUUUCGCUACAGUGCCGUAUGCGUGGUAAGAGCUUCUGUCAAAAAACACACCACAGGGCAUUGAAACAGAUUCCCCAGGGGCUGAAACCGUACCGGUGCUCAUUCUGUGGAAGGACGUUCGGUAACAGCCAGAGUCACUCAAACCACUUAAAGCGGCACAUGGGGUACAAACCAUACGGGUAUGCCGAGUGUGGAAGGAAGUUCACAUUGAGUUUAGACCUCCGGUCCCAUGUGGGAAGUCACAUAUACUCUGACCAUAUGUAUGCUCGGGGGGCAGAAAAGCCUUCCGGCGCCUCACAAACACCGGCUGUGAUGACAGAACCCACGCAGAGGGAGACGACUGUGACUCUUUCCAACGGACCACGUGUUGUCGUAUCACAGACUAUUAUCCCAAAAGAAAUGGCAUAGAUUGAUUUUCUGGCCAAUUAUUCAGCUGUUAACCACCAGCGGCAGAUCCCCACAAGAGCCUCUACAAAGGGCCCAAAAUCUAGCAACCCUUUUGCUGGGUCAAUAAAAUAUUGAAAACAGAAGAGCUUUGAAGUCUAGCAGGGUCCUUCCUGAGGCGGGGAUUUGUAGAAUUAAAGGCGGCAGAGGGGAAAUAGGGAAAAGCUAACAACUGACAAGAUACUAUUAUGAUAUCAGGAUCUGUAUUAAAAGAAAUAAUUGGCGUGGUGGAGAAAUUCUAAUAUGGAACGCCAAACAGAGGGGGAGAGGAGAGGCACGGAAAGGCAUCUACCAGCUGGCAGAAAAAUGAGGCUGAGUUUUUUAACUUUUGGAGUUCCUACACAGGGCCCACCUGGAGAAGAUUUUCUCCUCUGUGUAAAGCUGGGAGUCCAUACAGCCAAUUUCCCAACCUGGCACAUUUCAGCUGUACAAUUCUGGGUCUAGAACUAUAGUUCCCAUCACCAGAGCCAGCAAAGCAUGAUGGGAGUUGUUGUCCCUCUCCCCUGUGUCAGCUCAAAAUGUCAAGUUUGGCCUCCAGCUGUAAAGAAGACUCCUAAGGGUCAUGAAAUCUUGCGUGCUUUUAAUAAUUUUGGUGGCCGUGAAAAGCUAUUAUCCAUUUUAGUCUUGAAUUUUGGACAAGGGACCCCAUGAUUUUCUUGUUGGAUAAUAGGUAACAUAAGUGUGUGAGGGGAGAAAUCACAGCAGAACUCUAGCAUACCGUAUUUUUCCAUGUAUACGACACCCCCAUAUCUAAGAUG
Messenger RNA from Pogona vitticeps (central bearded dragon), 3145 nucleotides. RefSeq lists its product as uncharacterized. Gene Ontology annotation, biological process: regulation of DNA-templated transcription. The record is from RefSeq and is a predicted model, not a curated record. Lineage: Eukaryota; Metazoa; Chordata; Lepidosauria; Squamata; Agamidae.